Molecule: messenger RNA, 1662 nt
Organism: Moneuplotes crassus
Lineage: Eukaryota; Ciliophora; Spirotrichea; Euplotida; Euplotidae
Source: the annotation of a GenBank genome assembly
UGGAAAGGGAACUUACACCUAAAAGAUAUAAUCUGAGCAGCUUCGCUGCCAAAGCCAGUAGGAGGACUAGAGUAAGGGCUGAAGACAAUAAUAUUUUCGAUGGGCUCACUAAAGCAGUGAAGCAAACUUCUUCAUACAGAAGCCGCCAGCAUAUGGCGUCCAUGAUGAUCAAAGAACGAUCUCUUGAUGCUUCAACUAAGCAGGUACCUGCUUUUCCGAAACUUGACUCUAAAACAUCAUCCGAACGUAAACUUAAGAUUAGCUCAACAAAUUCUGAAGCAAGGCAGCGGCCAAGCUCGAUCUUGAAUAGAGAUCUUUAGACAAAAAAGAUCUAACUUUGCAAAACUCAAUAAGGCAACUUUGAAGAAGAACUCUAAGAAAUUGAAGAACCUGAAAAUCCUCAAAAUUGCAAAGAGAGGAUCUGAGGCAUUUCAGAAAAUUCUUCAUAAUGCUAAACCACCAUUGCCGAAGAAGGCUGUAGGGAAGUUAGAAGUAGAGAAAAGAUCGAUCAAACCAAUUGUUUCCUUCCUAGAUUACAGGAGAAAUAGUCAUAAGCUUAGCACAUAUGCGGAGAAAAAGCAGUCCUUCCACAGUAUCUUCAAAGCCUCUUUUCAAAGAAAGCCCUCUGCUAUAAAUGAUCUUAGGUCUGACUUAGGAUCUCGAAACAGGAUGAAUGCUACUUCAGUCACUCAGACAGCUUCAAGGAUAAAUUUCCUUCCAAAGCAGAAGCCUCUUAACAAAAGGAAGGAAGAAAAAUAAGAAAUUGAUUACAAAAUUACUCAGUAAAAACUCAAGUAAUAUCGAUCCGAAUUCUAUAAUUUUCCAAAUUCCAAAUUCUGUGAUCUUAAAAUCCAAGCAAUGGUCAUUGGCGAAUGAUAAGCUGGCUGAGAUAAACCAGACUGUGAUAUCAGAAUGAAAUCUGCUACUUUGCUCUAAAUCUAAUGGCUAUAAUCGACAGGGUCUAGAUAAAGCUAUUAAGACGUAUAUUGAACGAGACUUGAUCCAAAAACUGAAGAAAAAUACCUGGAAUUGGAUCGUAGCCAACAAGCCUGAGUAUGUAAAUUUCAUGGCGAAUAAUUAUGAGAAGUUCAAAAAGUGGUUGAUCAACAUAAAGGUUAAGCAAACUAGUUCCCUGAAAUUACACUUAAACGGGCAAAUCUUAACUGAAAAGAGAGAGAUCAACGAAGAAGAGUUAACAUUCUCCAAGAAAACAUUUAGCAGGAUGAUGGACAACUUUGGCCUCGGCAAAGACAAGGAAACGUUGGAAUAAAAAUCUUUUGGGUACUUGAUAAGGAUGACUCAGGCGAUCUCGACUAUCUCGAAUUUAUACUGGGAAUUCAGAUGAUGAAACAAAAUUCCUUUAAGGAAUAAAAUUCAUUACCUUCUUUGAUAUGUGAGAUCUUGAUGGAGAUGGUUAUGUUGAUAAAAGAAUGUUCAAGAUGUUAAAGCACUCAAAUCUUAAAAUUCCCAUCUCUAACUGGAAGAACUCCCAGCAGAUCUCGCGAGAGGAUCUAGUGAAGAGCCUCGAAGAUCAAGAGUUCAUUAAGAAGCUGAAACCAUUUAACCUAUCUGAAUAUUUUAAGGAAUAUGAGAGCCUUAUAGACCUCCAGGCGAAUGAUAUCGGGAAUAUGGCUAAAAUAUGCAAAGCAUUAGGAGAGAAGU